Messenger RNA from Equus caballus (horse), 8924 nucleotides. RefSeq names its product G protein-coupled receptor 85 (gene GPR85). Gene Ontology annotation, molecular function: G protein-coupled receptor activity. Lineage: Eukaryota; Metazoa; Chordata; Mammalia; Perissodactyla; Equidae. The record is from RefSeq and is a predicted model, not a curated record. Gene Ontology annotation, biological process: G protein-coupled receptor signaling pathway. Gene Ontology annotation, cellular component: plasma membrane.
ACUGCUGUCUGGAGAUCAAAUUAUUACUGUAGAGAAGAUCUUUAUUUUUUCUGUUUCAUUAACAGAUUAUUAUAAAGCAAUAAGCAUGCAGGAAGAGAAGCAGACGUUUUACGUUGGGAAUUAAUGAAAGCACGUCUGCUCGUUUUUUGGAGGUGGAGAGCGGAGAGUUGUUUAAAACCUCAUCCCACCCCCACAAACAAAACUCUUCGGAAAUGGUAAAACAAGGAAAUGCAUGAUUCCAGAGGCAUCCCUAAGCACUCAGGUGUCAGGCUAUGUGGUGUCUUGUGAUAUCUUCGGACCUUUUGGACGGGUCUAGCCUGCAAAUCAAAGGUCAGCUGGGGAAAUCAUUAAAGAAGAAAUCUAAAAGAAGCUUCCAAUGCUUCGGACCACCCUAAAAGAGAAAGGAAGAAAAUGUUCGGGGAAGGCGAGGGUUCCGGGAAGCUGAGGAAGGGGCGGGCGCCCUCGGCACCCGGGCUUCUCCGGGCGCUGCCCUAAGGGAAGAGGGUGGGCCUGAGGUCCUGAUCCAGCCUUUCCAAGCCCCCACUUCAAAUGCCGGGAGGGAAAAGUUCAGAAGGAGCCACAAGGGGACAAAAGCCUAAUUUUGCCAGUUCAACAAGACAGGACAUUCAAUUAACCCAGCCAACUCUGGAAACGGGUCGAGGCGCCUGUUGGCUCCACAGAGCCUGAAGCAGCCCCUGCCGCCGCCCUCGCCACCGCCGCCGCCGCCGCCGCCGCCGCCGCCACGGCCCCUGCGUUACUGGGGGAGACGGUGCCGCUGCGACAGGGGAGGACGCGGCUGGAGCUCAAGGAGGCUCCAGCGCGCAGGCGCCGCCGAGCCCUGCCUGGAUGCUCAGUCAAGGCACUAAGGCAAAAAAAAAAAAAAAAAAAUCAGCAAUUUAUAGAAAGAAGAAGCUAUAGUCUGUCGGGAUAUCCAACACCAACAGUACAUUCAGACAAUGCAUCUUCAGUAGGGCUUAUUGAGAGCUUCAUUUCUGGAAAGCGUUGCAAGACUGAGGAAUAUCAGACUGCGAAUCACCGGGAACAGUUCCCUUGCAGCACAGAAGCAAUCUCUCUCCCCAUCUUCGCAUAUUCCGAUGGCAAAUCAACUGGAAGAAAAGAGGAAGCAUGACUGCAGAUCGGAUCAGUUCUCUUUGUGGAUUACAUUUCCAGUAAAAUGUAUGGAUCUAUCUUUUCCUUGUUCUUAUAUCUAGAUCAUGAGACUUGACUGAGGCUGUAUCUUUAUCCUCCAUCCAUCUAUGGCGAACUAUAGCCAUGCAGCCGACAACAUUUUGCAAAAUCUUUCUCCUCUGACAGCCUUUCUGAAACUGACUUCCUUGGGUUUCAUAAUAGGAGUCAGCGUUGUGGGCAACCUUCUGAUCUCCAUUUUGCUAGUGAAAGAUAAGACUUUGCAUAGAGCACCUUACUACUUCCUGUUGGAUCUUUGCUGUUCAGAUAUCCUCAGAUCUGCAAUUUGUUUCCCAUUUGUAUUCAACUCUGUCAAAAAUGGCUCUACCUGGACUUAUGGGACUCUGACUUGCAAAGUGAUUGCCUUUCUGGGGGUUUUGUCCUGUUUCCACACUGCUUUCAUGCUCUUCUGCAUCAGUGUCACCAGAUACUUAGCUAUCGCCCAUCACCGCUUCUAUACAAAGAGGCUGACCUUUUGGACGUGUCUGGCUGUGAUCUGCAUGGUGUGGACUCUGUCUGUGGCCAUGGCCUUCCCCCCAGUUUUAGAUGUGGGCACUUACUCCUUCAUUAGGGAGGAAGAUCAAUGCACCUUCCAACACCGCUCCUUCAGGGCUAAUGAUUCCCUAGGAUUUAUGCUGCUCCUUGCUCUCAUCCUCCUAGCCACACAGCUUGUCUACCUCAAGCUGAUAUUUUUUGUCCACGACCGAAGGAAAAUGAAGCCAGUCCAGUUUGUAGCAGCAGUCAGCCAGAACUGGACUUUUCAUGGCCCCGGAGCCAGUGGCCAGGCAGCUGCCAAUUGGCUAGCAGGAUUUGGAAGGGGUCCCACACCACCCACUUUGCUGGGCAUCAGGCAAAAUGCAAACACCACGGGCAGAAGAAGGCUAUUGGUCUUAGAUGAGUUCAAAAUGGAGAAAAGAAUCAGCAGAAUGUUCUAUAUCAUGACUUUCCUCUUCCUAACCUUGUGGGGCCCCUAUCUGGUGGCCUGUUAUUGGAGAGUUUUUGCAAGAGGGCCUGUAGUACCAGGGGGAUUUCUAACAGCUGCUGUCUGGAUGAGUUUUGCCCAAGCAGGAAUCAAUCCUUUUGUCUGCAUUUUCUCCAACAGGGAGCUGAGGCGCUGUUUCAGCACAACCCUUCUUUACUGCAGAAAAUCCAGGUUACCAAGGGAACCUUACUGUGUUAUAUGAAGGAGCAUCUGUAAAUCUUUAGCCUUGUGAAACACUAACCUUCUCUGCUAAGCGAUUGUGGCCUGUAGCCAUAUCUUGAGAAGAAAAUCAAGAAUGGGAUCAGAGGUUAUAAGGAUUUGGGCAACAUUCUGCAGUCUUUGCAAUAGUUCACCUAUAAUCCUAUUUUAAAUCUCAGAGUGAUCCUGCUGAUGGCCGGCGAAGGUUUGUAAUUAAGAAAGGACUGAACCACUGCCCUAAGUUUCUUUAUGUGGUUGAAAACUAGAUAAUGAAAGUAGCAGGUGCUAAGUAUCAGUGCUAAAUGCUGUGUAUAUCACUACUUACGACAAAACAUCAAAAAACAAUUAGCAUUGGACAUCUUAAUAAAUUAAGUUGACAUGAGGUAAAUGUGUUGAUAAAAACUAAUUUUAGAAGUUUGAAGACUUUAAAACAUUUCAUACAAUUAUUGUUUUGCAAAGACUGAAAUAUUUGGGAACUUAAAGUACUGUAAUCCACUAAAGACGUGCCAUGAAUUAUUGGAUUAUCACACUUUUAAAAAAUCGCCUUGUAAGUGUUUGGGAGCAUUCCAAAGCAGUAUAUUGGUUCCAAUUAGAGUUUACUUUUCUUUUUUUAUUAAUACAUUACUAUUUCUAAAUACCACUUUCCUUACCUACUAGUGAAAUUGCUAGCAUUGAGCUGUAUUAUGUGAUUUUUGUUGAUUUGGUAUAAAGUUUUUCCGAUUCAUUUAUAUUUUAUGAAUGCUAGAUAUUGGUCUGGGAGGCAACAUUAAUGGUACAACUGGUCACAAUCGAGCAGUUCUAAUAAUGCAGAAUAAACACAUGUUGCCUUAAGGGUUAUCUAGUAUCUUUCAUCUUAUUUAGAAUUGGAGAAUGUAGUCAAGGGAAAUGGAAUCGGUAACUGGUCAUGGGCAUACAUCUGGAAGUGCAUGGACGAUCAUUUAAAACUUUUUCCUUUUUCCUCACAUGGUUUGAAAAUUAAGGUGCACAUCACUGGGAUGAGCUUUUCUUCUGAGGUGUGCUACCCAUUCUAGUGGGUUCUAAGAAGCAGGCAGUUGAUGUAUGUUUAUAUUUUAAAUCAGCUGUCAAGGGGAGACCACAGCCUUAGUAUGACAUCCUGCACAAUUUGUGAAGCAUUUAUUCUACCGAAGGCACAGUCUUUGUUUAUACUUUCUGCACAUUUAGUGUAUUGGUCGUUUAAAUUAUUUCAGUUUUAACUUGUGAAAGCUUAUAAUAUUAUUUCUGGUAUUUUAGAAAUACAUUAGAGUCUGUGAGUCUCAUUCUUUAAGAUACAGAUGUGUGAAUUUCAAUAUAAAGUUGCAUUUGCCAAAAUUUACCCGUGUAGCCUGUUACUUUUUUUUGGAAUAAAUUUUACAUUUUUGGCACUUAACAAUUUUUUUUGACCUGGGAGGCAAGCACAAACUAGGAAAACUAGCUUUAUUAUGGUUUUGUUUUUUGAUUUUUGUAGCUUCUAUAUUCUGGAACUGGAAAUGCAUGAAUGGUAGGGAGCAUAAAGCUGAUAAACUGACAAAUAAUAAUAUCCACAAGAGCAUUAUUUGGUAGCUUAUCAUAAUUAUCCCUCUAUUUAUUCUUACAAGCCAGUAAUAUUUAGAGAAGUAUACCUGUUUAGUUGGUUGUUUCAGAAUUUUGUUAUAAAUAGCACAUUUAAAUUUGGGGCACAGUAGAAACUUGGGGUUCUAAAUAUAUAACUUGCAAGAAGAACAGUUUACAAUAACAUGACAAAGCCAGAAAGUUGUUAUUGUUUUUGCUUGUUUUCCAUUGUUUUUGUUUGUUUGGGUUUUACUUAUUUUAUUUUUGUACUUGAAAAGUAAGAUUAGGAAUCUAAUGGAACAGAAUUCUUUAUUACUACAGUACUUCUGUAAAGAGAAUAUAAAUAUAAAUAAGGAAAAAUAAAUCACUGAAAUGUCUCAAUGAUAUAUGCAACUAUUCCAUUUUGCUCUUAUAAGGACAACUCAAGCCGUGACUUAGUGAGCACUGUUUGACCUCAUUUUUACUUUAUACCAAAGUUGAUUGGAUCUGAGACAAAGUUUAAUGUACAACAGUGAAUUGAAUCUAGCAAUAAAGGCCCUUUGUUGGCACUAAAAUAAUUAUCCGAAAUACAAUAAAGGAAAUGUUAUUGAAAGAUACUCUGAUAACAUUAUGUUUCCAACUCAAAAAAAUUUACAGUAGAGACAUAAUUAUGAUGAUUAUAUUUAUAGAGAAUUUUGCUUAGAGGUUCAAAUAUCACCAGCAAUCAGUAGGAAAUUCAGCAACAAUCUUGAGGCCAGAGAGGCCAGAUUUUAUCAACACUAGCCUCCAUUACAUAGAGAAGAACACCAGGGCAUGAAUUAAGAGUAGGGGAUUGAGGGGUCAAGAGCAGCAGCCAAGUGAGAUUGCCUGACUCCACCUAGCUACUUGGAAUAACAGAUUCCAACAGCCUGGGGAAGUGAUCAGCUCCAAUGGUCAGUGAAUAAUACUGAACUGUAGUGACUUUCGUGUAAGCCUACUCUUGACUAACUCGGCAUUUCAGGUCAAGGGGCAAGCAGUGAGUGAGAUACAUCCCCAGUUAAUCAACGCCAUUUGUAAGUCAAUGAGUAAUGGUAGCAAUCAUAUAAAAUAAAAGUCUGCUUCAGUGUCUUAAUGACCAAAUCGCAUUCUCUCUUUUGGCACCCAUUCCAAUAUUCAAUAUUUAAAAACAGUUGGUAACUAAUUUAAGUUGAAAAUGUUACUAAUCUUCAACCCAUAAAAAUACAUUCGCACUGGGGAGUUCAACUUCCCUGUAAGAAAGACCCAUUAUCAAUAAUAAUGUGUCCCUCUUGGACUAAUUACAUCUGAGCUGAGCAGUCUUUAAAUCGUUUUCCUUAAUAGUGGUGAUGUGUUUGCAUAGAUGUGUCUGUACUGUCUCAUCUGGUUCCUUUGGUGCAUAGUAUAUUCAUUUGUGAGAUGCCUGACUGGAGUCAGGCUUUCAGUCUGUGACUGUGGAAUGCUAUGCAGAUAUUAACAGAGGCAGAAAGAGGUGAGUAACUUGCCCAGUUUCCCACAGACGCCUCAUUUAAAUGAACCAUAGUGAUAAGAUUAAAAAUUAUUUGUAGGACAAUCUAUUGACUGAGUUGUCUUUUUCGAAUGUUGUUAGCUGGCUGGAUUUUAACACCAGUAUUUUUCAUAGAGGUUAACUGAUUUGUAUUGAUAACACAUGGAUAUGGCCACAUAGCCAUUUGCCUCUGCUUCCAUGAACGCUACCUGAAUUGCUUAUUCAUUUAUUCACUCACUCAACGAAUGUCUGUUGGGCACUGGGCUUGGUGCUGGGAGCACAGUGGAAAACAAGCAGAACAGUCAUACAGAUUUCUUAGUCUAGUGGGAAAGAUAAUUAAAUACAUAGUAGCAAUGAGUUAUGAGUGUUAUGAUAGUAAACAUUUCUAAGAUGGACGUGGUAUUAAUGGCCAUAAAUGGGACUGUUCUCCAUUUUCCCUUCAGUGCCUUAUCUGCUACCUUUUCCCAGUAAUCCUUGGGAUCUUUUAUAUGGCAUACUCCCUCAAUUCAGAGGGAACCCCCAUUCUGCUCAUACUUCAUUUAGAUGAAUCAUCAUGUUGUGUUUUGGAACACUGAGUUCCCAUGUUGUUAACGCUAUAUACAAAAUAACAGGUCAGUUUUGCUGAGUGUCCUGAAUGUCCAUUUCCACAUAAGAGAGAUUUCAGUUCCUUCAAGAGGCAUGGAGGUGUCUUUUCUUCCAUACUCAUAACUUCCUGCAAGUUAGUGUGAGGAUGCUUGGGUAAGGAAGGCACUAAGAUGCAGACUCCCAGGGAGCCUCCCAUGGUGCUCAAGCAAAGAUGGGAGCAAACUGUGAAACGGUACAUAUCUUUUAUUAUUAAAGCAUGCCACUCCUUCCAUUUUUUUAUUGUCCCUUAUUGAAGAUACAACAAAACUCCCUAACCCCCUAUCAGUUGAAAAGUUUGGCCUUCAAAAUUUAUUUCUAUUGCAAAUACAGUGAAAUGUAUUUAUAAUUAUAGAGAGACAAACUUCUUUUCAUUUAAACUGUGUGGAACUGAGUGGUGUUGCAAUCGAGAUUACUGUAGUACACUUGCAAACAAAACCAAAACUCUUCACUGUGUAUUCACCAUUAUAUGAAUUUGCUUUGUUUCAUUCUUUAUUUUAUUCCACGUGUGGCAUAGACUGUAUUGUUAUUAAAACAAAAAAAAAAUCCCAGCUUAUAUUAAUUCCGUAUGAAAAGAAAAGAAGGAAGAUAAGAUGAUAAAUCGUAAUGUUUCAAAUACUGGCUAAACACAUUAAGGUAGACGGUUACGAGAAUUGUGGGCUAUUUAUGAUUCCAAAAACUUGUGAGUUUGUUUUCUAUGCAAAAAUACAUCGCUUUCAUGUUUGUUAAUAUUCUCUUAUAAAUGUUUUGAAUGGAAACUGCAGGGUCUACUAAGAUAAUUGUUUAUUGCUGACACUUUUUAUUGUUGUUCUCAACUCUGGGCUUGCUAGUGUUCUGUGACUUUACCAAUUCCCUCAGAAACUUUUUUGACACCAUUUAAAAAUGAUAGAAUUGCUCAAUUUUGAGGCACAAGUUCAUAAUUAGUCUAUGGAGUGUUGAAACAAAGAUGUCAUUUGUAAAUGACUAGCUUAUUUUUUGCCAUCAGUCAAAACAGUCAAAUAAGUUAAAGCGAUAUUGAGAACUGGAGCAACGAAGCAAAGAUUUUUUUGGCUAACUCUUUUUGCGUUGUACUCCAAUGUAACAGGCUCUAAAAAAUAUAUUAAAACCAAGAGGUUUUAACUUUAUAAAAGGAUUAUAUAAAUAAGACCUGGUUUUUAAAAUGCAGAAGUAGCUUCUUUAUCAUCUCCUUCUGCCAAAGGGAUGAUGUCCAUUAGCUGCUCAAACCCUUUGGAUUAAAAGGCUUUUAAAGCCAGUUUUCCUCCCACUAGACCAGGGAGUUAAUACGAGGGCUGGAGCCCUGAAAGGCCCCUGGAGAAAGGCAAAGAGAUGUUCCCCUCUGAGUGAUUGGAGGAAGAGGACUCAAAGGAGCCACAGGUGGUUUGAGGUUUAGAAUUGCACACACUUGGCCGUUGCAGCCAGACCCCAGCUCCUUCUGGUGCCGUGAGACAACAUCAUCCUCCGGAAGACAUAGGUUUUCAAGCUCAGCUUGGAGGCAGAAAACAGUUCCUUUUUUAUCUCUGUGUGUUUGGAAAAUAACAGAUUCUUGACACAAAUUUUUAAAUUGACACUGUAAUGCAUAUCUUGGUUUAUGAGGCUUUGAAUAGACAAUAAAAUAACAUUUAACUUGUAUGGAUAUUCAAGGUCGUGGGGUCAAGAAGUAAGUCACUUAUUAUAUCAUGGGAAAAAGUUAUUACAAUAUUAAAAACUUUAAAGCUGGAUUGAUAAUCAAGCUUAAACUAGGUAAAAUUAAUUUGGGGUUUUUUUUCAUAGCUUUAAGAAAGCAAAAAUCUGACUAGAUGAAAGAGGAAUUUGUUCUUUUCUCCUCCAUCAAAAAAAUGUUGAAUUGAGAGUUCAUAUUCUCCAGUGAAAAAGGAAAUUUUUGAUCAUUUCUAGUAAGCAUUUUUGCUUAAACAUAAUUCAAUUCAACAAUCAUUUAUUGUAUGCCUACUGUAUGUAUGAUCUUGGGCAAGUUACUUAACCUUUUUAUGCCUCUUCAAUAAAAAGGGGAUACUAGGACGUACGUCCUGGGGUUAUUGAGAGGAUUCAAUGAGUGCAUCCUUGUGAAGCCCUUAGAAGAGAGUCUGGCAUCUUAACUAAAUUUUCCUUUUUACUGGUUCCCUCAUAGUUCACCAUCUAUAGCAGCAGAGACACAAACAAAUUAUGAGACAAUGUGAUAAGUGCUGUAGGGGAGGUAUGUGAGAGAAGUGUUAAAGAAACACAGAUAGGCAAUUAACUCUGUGAAGAUGGGAGAAGGAAGGUGAGAGAGAAAAAGUGACAACUGAACUCAGUCUCGAAGGAUCACUUUAAUUUUAUCUUCUUGACAAAGUUAGGAAAGCCGUUUCGGACAGAGGAAAUAAAGAAAUGAGCAAACGGCAAAGAGAUCUGAAAGCUCAUGAUGUGUUCAACCCAGAGAUCUACUAAUCAGAGAAGUUUAAUGCGAUGUGGCUGGCACUGAGGUCCCUGUAAGGGGAGGGUCAGCAUGGCAUAGAGGUUAAAAGGCACAACACUUGGAAGUUGAAGUCCUUCUGUUCCUUGCUGGCCUGAUGAUCUUGAAUAAGUUAGUUAAACUCUUUGAAUCUGAAUUUGCUUAUCUGUAAAUGAGGGAAUAGGUAGUAGCAAGCACUACUUUCAACGCUUGGCUUUGAAGAUUAAGUGAGAUAAUAAGAACAACCGUUAUUAAGUACUUACUUCCUGCCAAAGACUGUUCUAAAUAUUCUUCAUAUUUAACUCUGAUUACCACAAUAAGUAGAUGGCAUUGCUAUCCAUUCUUUGCAAAUGAAGAAACUGAAGCACAGAGAAGUUAAGUAACUUGCACAAGUUAGUAAUAGGCAAAACAUGGAUGUAAAGCGCUCACUGCAGUACCCAGCCCAGAGUGAACUUUUAAUAAAUGUUGCCUGUUGUUGUUGCUGC